GUUGAACUUGCACAUGGUGGGCGAGGAUCAUCAUCGUAUGAUCGCUAUAGCAGUCACAGUAGUGGGAGUCGUGGUGGAUCUUCAAGACGAUCGAAUUAUCGGGUUCUCGUCACCGGACUACCAUCUUCUGCUUCAUGGCAAGACUUGAAGGAUCACAUGCGUCGAGCCGGAGAUGUUUGUUUCUCUCAAGUUUACCGUGACCGUGAUGGUGUAAGAGGAAUUGUGGACUAUACCAACUACGACGAUAUGAAAUAUGCGAUAAAGAAACUUGAUGACUCUCUGUUUCGCAAUCAAUUUUCUCGAGCUUACAUACAGGUAGAGGAGUAUGAUAAGAGGCGUAGCUACUCGAGGAGCCCAAGUCCAUAUUAUUCAAGAAGCAAAAGUUAUUAUGAUAAGAGGCGUAGCUACUCGAGGAGUCCAAGUCCAUAUUAUUCAAGAAGCAGGAGUCCCCUACAAAGCUAUAGCAGCCGGAGCAGAAGCGUGUCUCCUAGGGGUAAAUAUACUCGUCGCUCUUUAUCUGUAUCACUUUCAAGGUCCUUUUCCCCUGCUCACUCUGUUUCAAGAUCUCUAUCAAGGUCUAGAUCUCCUGUGUCAUCCGUAAGUGUACUACCUCACCGUAAGCUAAUCAGAGCAAGCCGCAGCCGAAGCAGGAGUAUGUCUUCUUCUCGUUCUUCGGGGAGAUCCUACUGAGACCUUUAUAGUAACAAUGGGCAGAUGGUAGCUGAAUAAGCAGUUGUAUUGUAGGCUGUUAUAGGAUGUUGAGAAGUUGGCUAGUGUCUUCUGGUUAUUUUGCGAACUUCGUCCGUUGUCGGCCUCUGGAGGUCGAGCAUCAUAAUCUUGCUGGCUAGCUCGUGUUCUAGAAAUGUAGUUUAAUGAAUCCGUAUGUCUUCCCUAAUUGCUUAGCCAUCUAGAAGAUAUUUAUACCUGAACUUACUUUGAUAAUCUAUGCUUGUUAUUUGUUUGA
This is a messenger RNA of Nicotiana tabacum (common tobacco), 964 nucleotides long. The record is from RefSeq and is a predicted model, not a curated record. Lineage: Eukaryota; Viridiplantae; Streptophyta; Magnoliopsida; Solanales; Solanaceae.